This is a messenger RNA of Insectozyma verbasci, 1116 nucleotides long. Lineage: Eukaryota; Fungi; Ascomycota; Pichiomycetes; Serinales; Debaryomycetaceae. The record is from the annotation of a GenBank genome assembly.
AUGAGAAUAAUAGUAAUAGUUUAUUUCAUACUAUCCAUUUAUUCAUUAAAUAUUUUACUCACAACUACUGAUUCUUGGGUUUCAAAAGAUAUAAGGUUUUUAUAUUCAUAUUUAAAAGAAAAUAAUCAUAAUGUAUUAUUGAUGGCUCCCCUAUAUGAAAAUAACCAGGAUGAUUUACCAAAUUUCCAAAAAAAAAUAGUGAGAGACGGUGGUGAAUUUGCUCAUUUAUUACCAGUGCAUCAAACAUAUUUCAAAAAAUUAAGAAAUUUGAGUAAUAAGGGAGCUAAAAAUGUAAUUAAAUUAUUUGAUUCAGAUUUUGAUCCAGUUUUAAAUACUCAAUAUGGUCAAGAUUCACUCGAUGAACACUGCUGGUAUAUAAACUCAUCACCUAUGAAUGCCUUAAGAAUAAGUUUGGAUAUAUUGAUACCCACAUAUUAUCCUGACUUUAAACCAGAUUUAGUUUUGGUAGGUCCUAAUCAAGGUUUAAACUCAAGUAGUAAAAUUGAUUUUGAUAAUUUUGAAAAAUACAGCUUAGUUUCAAUUUCACUUCAGGAUAAAUAUGAUUUGUAUUAUCAAAAUGAAAAGUAUUUUAAUAUUGGUUGGUUUAAUUCUGUUCAAUUAAUGAAACAUAAUACAUUUACAAAGAAUAUUAAAUUUAUAAAUAAGAAAAUUUUAAAUUUGAUAAAUUCGUUGGAUGUUAACAAUGGUCAAAUUAAACUAGAUAUAAAAUUUCCGUCAUUAAAUCAUGAUGAUUCGCAUUGUAUUACAUCAGCAUAUUCAGAUUUAUCAUAUAAACAAAUUGACAAUAGAGAUAAAAGAGAUCGUAUUGCAGAUUUUGAAAUAUCACAAUUUGAAUUAUUACCAUCUGGUGAAAUCAAAAAGAUUAAACAACAAGAAGAAGAAGAUAAUGAAGAGGAUAAUGAGAGUUCAAGGGAAUAUGCUAGUUUCAAAUUUAAUAAUGAUAGAUAUAAGCAAGAGAUAAUGCGUUUACCAAAAAGAACAACAAAGAAAUUGAAUAAUAAUAGAAAUGUUUACGAUUAUAUUUUAUCGAAUUGUAAUAUAGUGCUUGAAAAUUUGGCUAAUGAUGGAAAAUUAAAUUACGAAGAAAUACAUUAA